Molecule: messenger RNA, 846 nt
Organism: Racocetra fulgida
Lineage: Eukaryota; Fungi; Glomeromycota; Glomeromycetes; Diversisporales; Gigasporaceae
Source: the annotation of a GenBank genome assembly
AUGGAGAAAGAAAGUAAUUGUUUUUCUAGACUCUCUACCUCUGAUGAUGGUCAGAAAGUUGUGAUCAGGCUUAAUGGAACCCAAUCUUUUGGUCCUUUCAGAAAAAUAUCAAAACCACCUUUGGAAGAACCUCCACCAUCAACGCGUGUUACUUCCACUAGCAUAUCUGUAAAGCAUAACCCUGUACCUAGAAGUUUUCAAGAAAUAAAAGGAAAUCCGAUAAUGAUUAAACAUGAAACUGUAUGGGGAAAUCACACUACUCACGUUCAAAAAUCUACUCAUCGGGUAGAACAUACACAUAGGCCUCAUCCAUUUACCAAUCAAACUUCUCAGUCUCCAUGUAAAAUAAAUUCAAGCGUUAACGAUCGUCAACCUCAAUCGAUUAAUCGUGAAAGUAAACCCUCCUCUUCUUCUAAAUCAACAAUUGAUGAUAAGAAAAGACGUCAAUUAGCGGUUAAGUCUAAGAAUUCUUAUAAACGUGAUGAGGAUGCUGACGUUUUUUCUGAGGAUGAAUUUGAUGAAAAAAAAGCUGAUCAAACUUUGCUUAAACUUGUAAAAAAACCAUCAAAGAAAUUUAAAAGUGGUGAAUAUACAUGGACUGAAAUAAAACCAUAUGUAGUUAAUAUGCAUUUUCCUAGAUUCCGUCAAUAUCUGAAAGAUAAAGAUAUCAUCGCCCCAAAUGCAAUGAUAUUUCGAUGUAUUAAAGAUCUCCAUAUAUCUCGACGUGAUGUUUGGCUUAAGAAACGCAGACGUGAACGUGAACGAAGAUCCGAUGAAAAAUUGCGGGCUGUAGAACCAGCUGAAUCAAGAUCUGAUGGUUAUGUUCCAUAUAGGAUGAAAACAUAA